ACUGAUCAAUGUUAACACUGAUCAAUGUGAACACUGAUCAAUGUUAAGACAUGAACACUGGUCAAUGUUAAGACAUGAACACUGGUCAAUGUGAACACUGAUCAAUGUUAAGACAUGAACACUGGUCAAUGUGAACACUGAUCAAUGUUAAGACGUGAACACUGAUCAAUGUGAACACUGAUCAAUGUUAAGACGUGAACACUGAGAGACAGAGAGAGAGAGAGUACUCAUACCACUGUAAUCUAUUACUCUGUUACUGUGUUCAUUAAAAUCAGCUGUUUGAAUGAACCUCAUCAUGAUUUCAUCUGUCAGUUACCAUGGUAACAACUCUUAAAACAGAUGAAAUCAAACGUAAAGUAGAUGACGUCAUCGGCGGCCGGCAGUGACGUGUGUUUACCUGCAGCUUCACACCUGUACGUAGCGGCGCGAGCGUGACGUCGGAUCUAUUCGUUUCUACUUCUACGCUGGAAAACAGCAGCGAGCCUCCGCGCAUGCGCACAUUCUAAAAUACGAUUUGCACAACGGCCCGACAUCAAAGAUGGCGGGAGCCUCCGACCCACUGGAGGACAUGCUCUUCACGGAGGUGGACGAGAAGGCGGUCAGCGACCUGGUCGGCUCUCUGGAGUCCCAGCUCGGCGACAGGAAGCUGCCCGCUGCCUACACCGACGGGAAGCGGGAGGCGGCUCCGGCCGCCGGCAGCCACUUCUCAGGGAAAGUGCGCGAUGCAGCGGGGUCUGUGGAGCCGCAACAAGGGCAUCCGAAAGCGGGGUUAACCCAGGAACCCGGCGCUAACGAGCCGCUGUCCGCCAAAACUCUCACCGCCUCUACCUCCUCUGUGGCCGCCGGGGCCGUGAUCAGCCCCGGAGCGGGUCUGCAAACAGUUGGAGCCUCUCCUCCCGCUGUUCCUCCGGUACCGGGACCCGUAACUUUGAGCACUCAGCCCGCGGCUGCUAGCUUCCACCGGGCUCCCAGCGCCGCCAUCGUCCCCGCGGCGGAGGCUCUCCGGACCGCCUCUCCCGGGCUGCAAACUUUGAACGGCAGCGCCGGAGCCGUGAAGUUGGUGAACUCGGCCGCGGCGCCCGCUGCAGCCGGGUCCGGCUCGGUCAUCAGUACUGUCAGUGCCGGCAGCUCCACCAUCAUCGCCUCCAUGGCUGCACAGCCCGCUUUUCCUGUACCUCAGUCCACGGUGAGUCCCGCCGGAGCUCUGCAGAGGCACCCCAGCCCGGUGGCCCAGAACGGGGUGGACCCAAAGGGAGCCCAGCUGGUGACCCCUGGCGCCCCGGCAGCCUCCAGCUCUCAGGUCGUGAACCACAGCACCCCUCUGAUGCACACCAAGAUGCUGGUGCCCAGCCAGCCCGUCUCCGGGAGCUCCGUCAUCCUGGCCAGCACCCCCCCCCCUGUGGCGGUCCAGUCCCCCAUCAGCCAGACCCAGACCGGGACCAGCCCAGCCACCGUCACCCUGGCUGCUGCCGGGAUGAAGCCUGCGGUGAACGGCGUGAGCCAGCCCACCGUGACCGUGGUGAGGCCGCCGGGCGCCGUCGUGGCCACGACCAUCCAGCAGCAGAGACCCGGGCUGGUGGUGAGCUCGACCAGAGCUGCUGCUCCUCAGCCGCCGCUGGCGGUCCGGCCUCAGCAGCAGACCACCAUCCAGCUGCCGCCCGGCUUCACCAUGCCUCCAGGUAUGGUUCUGGUCCGGACAGAGACGGGUCAGCUCGUCAUGGUCCCUCAGCAAGUUCUGGCUCAGGCUCAGGCCAAGACACAGCAGGGCCAGACAGUGACUAACAUCACCCAGAGACCGACGACCCCAACGGCCGGGGCCACGAUCCGGGGCUCCACGGCUCCUCAGACUGUGCGCCUGGCGUCCCCCGCUCAGACCAGAAUGGUUCAGUCCCCCUCCACGACCACUGUACAGAAGGCCAUCACAGUGGCGCCCGGCAGCGCGGCGGUGUCGGUGAAGAUGACCCCCCCUCAGAAGGCCCAGACAGUGAUCACGGCAGGGGGGACACCUGUGGCCAAACCUGUCCCGUCUACGCCCCUGACCAGCACGACGCCCGCCACCCCGGCAACGCCCGCCGGCAGAGUGACGGUGGUGUCGCAGGAAAUGCAAGAAAACGUGAAGAAAUGCAAGAACUUCCUUGCCACACUCAUCAAGCUGGCGUCCCACAACUCGCCCUCCCCAGAUACCUCCAAGAAUGUGAAGGCCCUCGUCCAGGACCUGCUCGACGCUAAGAUUGAGCCUGAGGAGUUCACCACUCGGCUGCAGGCUGAGCUCAAGUCCUCCCCACAGCCCUACCUCAUCCCCUUCCUCAAGAAAAGCCUCCCCGCCCUGCGUCAGUCUCUGCUCAGCAGUCAGCAGUCUCUGGUCACGCCCAGCACCUCGGCCCCACCCCUCACCGCCCCCGGCUCUGUCACCGCCAUCCGGCCCAGACUGCCCAUCAGCCCAGCAACCAGCACCGUCAGACUGAACCCGCCGCUCACCAACACUGUGGCUAUGGGCAGAACCGGAGUCCAGACCGUACAGACCCGGACGCCUGUCGUCUUCAGUCAGACUCUCAGACCUCAAGGUACGCUCAUACGAGGACCCACUGCUGUCAUCGGUAAAAGUCCGAUUCACCUGGCAGCUCAGGCCAAUCAGAAGAAGCUGAGUGACCCGGGAGGCGGGACCUUCAGAGAUGAUGAUGACAUCAACGACGUGGCAUCCAUGGCCGGCGUGAAUCUGAACGAGGAAAACGCUCGAAUCCUGGCGACCAGCUCGGAGCUCGUCGGCACGAAGAUCCGCUCGUGUAAAGAUGAGUCCUUCCUGCCCACUGGCCUGCUGCACUGCCGCAUCCUGGACACAGCUAAGAAGCUCGGGGUGAGCGAGGUUCCUCUGGAGGUCGUAAACUUCAUCUCUCACGCCACUCAGUCCAGACUGCGCUCGUUGCUGGAGAAAGUUUCAACUGUCGCGCAACAUCGCACAGACGGAGGAAAGGAUGAAGAGCAUCAUGAACAGACGACAGACGUUCGUUCUCAGCUUCGUUUCUUUGAGCAGCUGGAGAGACUUGAGAAACAAAGAAAAGACGAACAGGAGAGAGAGAUCCUGCUGAAGGCUGCCAAGAGUCGAGCGCGGCAGGAAGAUCCAGAACAGGCUCGACUGAAGCAGAAGGCUAAAGAGAUGCAGCAGCAGGAGUUGGCUCAGAUGAGACAACGAGACGCCAACCUCACGGCGCUUGCCGCCAUCGGCCCGCGCAAGAAACGCAAGAUGGACUCACCGGGCGGCGCCGCGUCCGGAUCAGAGGUGGCUUCGGGCUCGAGCUCGGGCUCCUCUGCGGCGUCCUCGUCCCGUCAGCAGCUCCGUCAACGGAUCACUCGGGUCAACCUCAGGGACUUCAUCUUCUGUCUGGAGCAGGACCGCUCCACAGCACGCUCACUAACGCUCUACAAGGCGCUGCUCAAAUAAGGAUGAACAUCACAGACUGGACUUCAAGCUCCGCCUCCUCAGAGCCGCUCAGACAGGAGUCCUGGAUCUGUCGUUCCAGGUCAGAUCUGAGCCCUCGGCUUCAGUUUCAGGUGUUCUCCAGACAGGAAGCCUCCUCUCCAGACAGGAAGCCUCCUCUCCAGACAGGAAGCCUCCUCUCCAGACAGGAAGUCACUCGGCUAAGUUUGUGAGCUAACCGCUAACCUGUUAGAUGGCCAGGUUAGCGGUUAGCUCACAGACAGAAAGAAGCUGUUAGCUCCCUGUUAGCUCUCAGUUAGCUUCUUAGCCCUUAGCUUAGCUUGGUCAGUAACAGAGCUAACAAGCUACGAUAGCUUCCUCCAUUUUGACUCUCAUCCAAUCAGAGGUCAGCUUGGUCAUGAUUGGUCAGAUUCAAAGUUAAACUCUGUGAAUGACCUGCUGCCUACAUUACCCACAAUGCAACAGGCCCUCUGACUGCUGAGUGCAGGUCCACAUGGACAGUGAUCUACAUGCAACAGAGACCUGGAGACUCCUGGAGACCCCUGGAAAUGCCUUGAGAAUGCUGGAGAGCGGCUGAACUGACUUUAAUGAACAUUUUUGAUAGAAAACAUGUCGACAUGAAUCUGAACUGAGAUCAGCUGAUCCUGGUCCUGGACUCGACACCCAGCGCUGUACCUGAACAGGUGCCUUCGACUCUCGUCUCUCUUCAUCCUUUUCUUUCUGGAGCCGCUCAUGAUGUCGCAGAUCUAUGAGGUCACAGGUCGUCUGUGAGGUCACAUGGUCACGUUUUUUAAGUUUGAGUAAUGACGCAUUUUAACAAGCUUCAUGUCGUCUGUCAGAGUGACGACCAAUCAGCUUGUAGAAAAUUUUAGUGUGUGUGUGUGUGUGUGUGUGUGUGCGCGCGCACCGACAGACUUUAACGGUUCACACAAAACUUCAACAUUUAGCUUAGCUUAGCAUAAAGAGCUAUCUUCAAAUUACAAACAAAUAGUUCUGAGGUUAAACAGAACCAGGCUGAACAGAACCAGGCUAACAGUUUCCCUCUGUUUCCAGUCUUUAUGCUAAGCUACGCGCUGGCUCACUCAGGCUACGUUCAACGACGCUAACGACGUUAGCUUCACAUCAUUCCUGCAGUCUGUUCCUCGUCAUGUGUUUUAACUCAUCAUGUGACUCUGACAUCACUCUGACAUCAUGUGACUUUGUUGUAAUAAAAUUUUCAGUUUUUUAAAAAAUGUUUUUUUUUUUUUUGUAAACGUCACCUGAAGCUCCGCCCCCCUGCUCCGUGUCCUGUACUAUAUAAACAUGUAUGUUUAAAUGUGUUUAUAUAUGUAUGUAUAGUACAGGCCCGGCCCGGCCCGGCUCGGCCUGGCCCGCCUCUCUGUUGAAGGAUGUUGUCAUAUUUAUAUUUGGUACUCUGAAUGAACUCUGAUGAUUUUACAGACUGUUUGUACGUUUGCAAAAAAAACUGAAUAAAGAAAAUCAUGAAAA
This is a messenger RNA of Larimichthys crocea (large yellow croaker), 4924 nucleotides long. RefSeq names its product transcription initiation factor TFIID subunit 4. Bases 539 to 3439 code for a protein of 966 amino acids. The record is from RefSeq and is a predicted model, not a curated record. Gene Ontology annotation, cellular component: transcription factor TFIID complex. Gene Ontology annotation, biological process: transcription initiation at RNA polymerase II promoter; DNA-templated transcription. The transcript has 15 exons. Lineage: Eukaryota; Metazoa; Chordata; Actinopteri; Sciaenidae. Gene Ontology annotation, molecular function: protein heterodimerization activity; DNA binding; RNA polymerase II general transcription initiation factor activity.